Molecule: messenger RNA, 2950 nt
Organism: Sitophilus oryzae (rice weevil)
Lineage: Eukaryota; Metazoa; Arthropoda; Insecta; Coleoptera; Curculionidae
Product: cleavage and polyadenylation specificity factor subunit CG7185-like
Exons: 10
Coding region: 82-2121 (679 amino acids)
Biological process (GO): mRNA alternative polyadenylation
Cellular component (GO): mRNA cleavage and polyadenylation specificity factor complex
Molecular function (GO): mRNA binding
Source: RefSeq, a predicted model, not a curated record
UUUCGUUAGUAUAUUCUGUGGAGGAGAUUAUGGAACAGUUUCGAGUUCGAGGGGAAGCCGCGGAAUACCAGAACGUGUAAAAUGGCGGAUAACGACAUCGAUUUAUAUGCUGAUGAUAUAGAGCAGGAUUUCGCACAAGAUGAAUAUUCUGGCGAAAAUGUUGAUCUAUACGAUGACGUUAUUGCAACUCCGGCUGCAUCAAAUAAUGCAGAAAAUGCGGACACAAAAUUUGAAAACCGUUCAAAUGAAAAUACAAAUGGGGCUGUAGUAGCUGCAGCAUCGCAUAACACAUCAGGUAGAAGACAUCAACUGUAUGUGGGAAAUCUAACAUGGUGGACUACUGACCAAGAUAUAGCUAAUUCCAUUCAUAGCAUUGGCAUAAAUGAUUUUCAUGAAGUUAAAUUUUUUGAGCAACGUGCAAAUGGUCAGUCAAAGGGUUUUUGUGUGAUUUCUCUUGGUUCAGAUGCCAGCAUGCGAAAAUGUUUGGAUUUGCUGCCUAAAAAAGAACUCAAUGGUCAGCAUCCAGUUGUUACACCAACUACAAAGCAGGCACUUUCAAAUUUCGAAAGCCAAUCAAAAACUCGACCUUCUCCAUCAAAUAAUACUAAUUCAAGACCACCACAUCAAGGUCCCCCAAAUCAAGGCCCUAUGCCAAACUUUGGAGGAAGAAUGCCUAUGAACCAAGGUCCAAUGAGGGGACCAAUGGGUCCUCCAGGUGGUCCCAGAAUGCAAGGCCCACCAGGUUAUAAUGGCCCUCCCAAUAUGAAUCAACAACCACCGAGAUUUCAGGGACAACCACAGUGGAAUGGACCUCCACGACCCAAUGGUCCUGGACCAAACAUGGGACCGAUGCGUCCAGGUCCUCCGCCAGGUCCUCAAGGUCCACCCAGACCUCAUAUGUUCCAAGGACCACCACAGGGUCAAGCGCCCAGAAUGCCUCAACAAGGACCCCCUCCUGGUGGUCCCGGUAUGCGUCCUGAUUGGAAUCGUCCACCGAUGCAGCAAGGCUUCCCACAGGGUCCUCCUCCAAUGCAAGGACCUCCUAGGGGGCCGCCGCCGAUGCAAGGUCCACCAGGAGUCAUACCGCCGCAGGGACCACCCCAAGGACCCGCUCCACAUGUUAAUCCGGCCUUUUUCCCACAAGCAGGAGGCCCGCCACCUAUGCAAAUGGGUGGACCCGGGCCGGGACCUAUGGUUAUGCCACAAGGCCCUCCUCAUGGGCCACCCCACGGUCCUCCCAUGGGACCCCAACAGGCUCCUCCACACGGACCACCUCACGCUUACGGUCCUCCAACAAACAUGAGCCAGCCACCUUACGGAGGACCGCCACCCGAGCAUAGAUCAGAUAUUCCUCCGAUUAGUGAGCAGGAGUUUGAGGAUAUCAUGUCUCGAAACAGAACUGUCUCGUCCUCGGCCAUUGCUAGGGCUGUUUCUGACGCGGCCGCUGGAGAGUAUGCCAGCGCCAUCGAGACAUUGGUAACGGCCAUUUCGUUGAUCAAGCAAUCGAAAGUGGCUAAUGAUGACAGGUGCAAAAUUUUGAUCAGUUCGUUGCAAGACACGUUGCGAGGUGUCGAAGAUAAAAGCUAUAGCAGCUCGUCGAGAAGAGACAGGUCUAGGUCUAGGGAUAGGUCUCACAGAAGAGUGAGACGUGAAAGAUCUUCAUCAAGGAUAUUUGAAACGAAAUUAAAGAAUGAUAACCCUAAAAUGCGGUAUCCUAGUAACCGGAAUGAAUCUGUGUAUCGAGACAGGAGCAGGGACAGAGAACGCGAUAGGGAUCGCGACCGUGAGCGCGAGAGAGACAGAUAUUACACGGAUAGUUACAGGGAGAGGGAAAGAGAUAGAGAUCGUUCCAGGAGUCGCGAAAGGCUAGAGAGAGAACGGGAAAGGGAUUACAGAGAAAGAGAACCUGAAGAACCUAGGCCACGAGUGUCCAGACCCAGGAACAAGUCGCCGGUGGAGCCGCCCGAAGCUAGCGCCGAUACUUCGUCGAAAUCCCGCUACUACGAAGAGCGCUCGUAUCGCGAGAGAGAACGAGAAUCGGGUCGCGGUCGCGAAAGCGAGAGGGAAAGAGAUAGAGAUACUAGGGAUAGGAGAGACGAAUCUCAUCGGUCCCGCCACUAAAGCGCGCGUCGGUAUCAAUUUACCGCCUUUUUCUUUUCAAAGUACAGUGUUAGCAUUUUAUUUGAUUUUCUCAUUUUAAUAUUCGUUAAAACAUAAGUUAUAAGGGUUUUUAGUCAAGAUUAAGGGUAUAUUACCAAAAAUGGCAUAUGCUGUCAAAUGUCACAGAUAUUUACAUAAACUAUAUAUUUUUUCAAUAGGAAUGGGAGAUUCUUUGGGCCUUCUAAUGUAUAGGGCGUCCCAUUUAACAAAUAUUUAUAUCUAUAUCUGACUUUUGACAUGGUAUGCCAUACGUGGAUUAUUCAUAUUAAAAAACUUGACCAAAUGCUCUGUAAGUUGAUUUUUAAGGAAUGUCAAAUUCAAACCGGUUAAAUGUGGUAGAAAAUAAAAUGCUAACACUGUGUCAUUGGCUUGCUUGUAACACUUUCUAUAUUUUAGGAAUAUUAACUAAGUGUAGAGUUUCUUUUUAGUAAGGAAGUUUUAACUGAUUUCGAACUAUUUCCAAAAAACUCGAUUUUGGCGGUUUUCGCGAAAAUUUUAAUUGUAUUUUUCAAAUCACUCUAUUCGUGUAAGGUAUCAUGUACGAUUAGUAUCUAGAAUAUUAAAUGCUUCGGUUUAAUUUCCUCUAUAUCUCUUUGAUUUUGCUGUAAAAUUACGGAAAUACACUCAACAUAGCCAAUCAACUUAGAUUCGUAGUCUUUGAUGUUUAUCGUUGGUGUAAUCGUAUAAUUAUUCGGUGUUUUCGGACAAGUUCAGCGAGGAAUUUGAAGAAAAGAAGACAAAUCAAAGAAGAAUGUACAAUUUGGAUUAAAGAAAUUGUUUGGAAAAUAUA